Molecule: messenger RNA, 1107 nt
Organism: Eupeodes corollae
Lineage: Eukaryota; Metazoa; Arthropoda; Insecta; Diptera; Syrphidae
Exons: 2
Coding region: 132-1022 (296 amino acids)
Source: RefSeq, a predicted model, not a curated record
UGCUUAAGUUGUGAAGUUAAAAUGAAAAUGCCAGACUGCUUAAAAUAUUAUUCUAAGGGUUGUAUAAAUACAAGUUACUUUACUUGAACAUCAUUUUAGUUUUGGUUCUUCUUGAAGGAAAAAACACCAAGAUGAAAUUCUUUGUUGUACUCUUGGCAAUUGCGGCCUGUACUGUUGCUGAACAAAUAUCAAAUGAGUAUCUUCCACCAUUGGAAAGUACAUUGUCAUUGCCCAGCAACGAAUACUUGCCUCCACUUGGAAACGAACCAUCUGGCAUUUUGGCCGACGAUGGAUACCGUUACAAGACUGUUCGCAGGUUGAAAUACCGUCAUCGUCGUGAUGUCAAUGAAUUGCCAUCCAACGAAUACCUUCCACCAGUUCAACAAUCCUUUGCUCCUUCCCAAGAGUACUUGCCACCAACUAGUGCCGUCUUUGAGCCUGAGACCGUUCUCGCUGAUGACGGUUACCGUUACAAGACUGUUCGCAGGUUGAAAUACCGUCAUCGUCGUGAUGUCAAUGAAUUGCCUUCCAACGAAUACCUUCCACCAGUUCAACAAUCCUUUGCUCCUUCCCAAGAGUACUUGCCACCAACCAGUGCCGUCUUUGAGCCUGAGACCGUUCUCGCUGAUGACGGUUACCGUUACAAGACUGUUCGCAGGUUGAAAUACCGUCAUCGUCGUGAUGUCAAUGAAUUGCCUUCCAACGAAUACCUUCCACCAGUUCAACAGUCGUUUGCUCCUUCCCAAGAGUACUUGCCACCAACCAGUGCUGUCUUUGAGCCUGAGACCGUUCUCGCUGAUGACGGUUACCGUUACAAGACUGUUCGCAGGUUGAAAUACCGUCAUCGUCGUGAUGUCAAUGAAUUGCCUUCCAACGAAUACCUUCCACCAGUUCAACAGUCGUUUGCUCCUUCCCAAGAGUACUUGCCACCAACCAGUGCUGUCUUUGAGCCUGAGACCGUUCUCGCUAAUGAUGGAUACAGGUAUAAGGUUGUAAGAAAACUUAAAUACAGGCGUCACUGAAUACGUUCUUUGAACUUCAUAUGUAUAUAAUAUUAAGAAAACAAAAAUUAAAAAUUAAACUAUAAGCAAAAUUAAAGAAACGUUU